Microthlaspi erraticum is the source of this 666-nucleotide messenger RNA. The record is from the annotation of a GenBank genome assembly. Lineage: Eukaryota; Viridiplantae; Streptophyta; Magnoliopsida; Brassicales; Brassicaceae.
AUGGAUAUCGAAAAGGCAGGGAGCAGAAGAGAAGAAGAAGAACCCAUUGUUCAAAAGCCAAAGCUGGACAAAGGCAAAGGCAAAGCUCAUGUGUUUGCUCCUCCUAUGAACUACAGUCGAAUCAUGGACAAACAUAAGCAAGAAAAGGUGAGCAUGGCCGGGUGGAAAAGAGGCGUAGCGAUUUUCGAUUUUGUUCUUAGACUCAUUGCAGCCAUCACGGCCAUGGCUGCUGCAGCAAAGAUGGCCACCACGGAAGAGACUCUUCCUUUCUUCACUCAGUUCUUGCAGUUCCAGGCUGACUAUACCGAUCUACCAACGUUUUCAGCUUUUGUGGUAGUAAACUCAAUCGUGGGCGGCUACCUAACCCUCUCAUUGCCUUUUUCCAUUGUCUGUAUCCUCCGGCCUCUCGCGGUGCCACCUAGGCUCUUCCUUAUCUUAUGUGACACGGCGAUGAUGGGCCUCACUAUGAUGGCGGCAUCAGCUUCUGCAGCAAUAGUUUAUUUGGCGCACAACGGGAAUUCAAGCUCGAACUGGCUUCCGGUUUGCCAGCAGUUCGGUGACUUUUGCCAAGGAACGAGCGGCGCCGUGGUGGCUUCUUUUAUUGCGGGGGCUCUUCUGAUGAUCCUCGUCAUCCUCUCUGCAUUUGCUCUCAAGAGAUCCACUUAA